This is a messenger RNA of Anthonomus grandis grandis, 2586 nucleotides long. Its product is annotated as choline transporter-like protein 1. Gene Ontology annotation, cellular component: membrane. Gene Ontology annotation, biological process: transmembrane transport. NCBI's taxonomy places the organism in Eukaryota, Metazoa, Arthropoda, Insecta, Coleoptera, Curculionidae. Bases 215 to 1963 code for a protein of 582 amino acids. The record is from RefSeq and is a predicted model, not a curated record. Gene Ontology annotation, molecular function: transmembrane transporter activity. The transcript is spliced from 13 exons.
GCAUCUAACUUUUGAGUUUUGUCUUUGUCCCUCAUUUUUCGGUUCGGGUCAGGUUCCCUGGGAACGUCGUCUGGUUUUCGCGACCUCGGCAAUAUUCGGCAUCUAGACCCAGCGCGCCGUGGAUUGUUUAUCUGUUGCGACUUGCAUUUGAUCGGUUUUGUUCAGUUGGUGCAUCGCUAGUACUUAAUUAGUAUAUAGAGAGCAGUUAGGAGCUAUGGGAAUAUCUAAUAGUAAGUUGGAGCCGGACGAGCUCAAAACUUUUAAAAAACUGCCAGAAAGCGUCCAUUUGGCAGAUAUCAAUGUACCAGAAAAAAUAGAAAACCGAAGGCUGACAAAUGGAAAAUGGCUCAUCAUUCUUGGAGUUUUUACUUUGAUUUUCCUACCAUUUAUGGCUUAUACUCUAUCUUACUCAGACAUUCAACGGUUGUUUGUUGGAUACGACCAAUGCGGCAACACGUGCGGAAAAGUCAAUUAUCGUUGGGAAGGAAUUCCAUGCUCUGGAAAGAACAAGACCAAUUACCCUUACUUGGAGAUAUAUGACUCAGACAGAGGUAACCAUAAUGGAUUUACAUGGAUUUUGCAACCAAGAAGUUGUGUUGAAAAUUGUCGGAAUGAUCAAAUAGAGCUGAAUGGGAAAUGCUUUGCAAGCCGAGAAAGAAGGGACAUAUACGGUAGAACUAAACAUGAUAUGGAUAUUAAUGACUAUUUUUCGACAGUUAAAAUGCAUAUUAUUAUCUCAUGUCUUUUUUCCAUUGUGAUCGCUACUGGGAUUCUCAUGCUAUUUCGCCAUGCUAUAACAUUUAUGGUUUGGUUUAUUUUAAUUGCUUCUGUUGGUGCUUUUAUAGUACUUACUGCAAUUUUAUGGUUCUUUGCCCUUUCAAUCGAGACCGAUUAUAUGUAUUCAACAAACCACGGUAAAAAUUUACGAAUUCUAGCAUCAGUAUUCACUGUUAUCGCUAUAAUUAUGGUGGUCCUUUUAAUAUGGUCUAGGAAGAAGAUAAAAUUGGUCAUAAUGUUAUUGAACGAGACAACUAGAGCCGUAUUGGAUAUGCCUGGAUUGAUUUUUGUACCAGUUGUGUCCUGCGUUGCUACAAUCGCAAUACUCUUUAUCUUUGGUGCACUAUAUAUGGCGUUAUUGUCCGCUGGGAUCUUGAGUAAAAUAGGCUCUGAGUUCUAUUUUUACGAACAAAACACUGCAAUGAUUAUAACACUGAUUUACGGCUUAGUUUUGUUCCUCUGGUUAUGUCAGUGCAUCCAAGGGACGCAGUUUAUGAUUAUAAGCGGAUCGAUUUCUAACUGGUACUUCACUAGAGACAAGGUGUUCCUGCGAAGCCCAAUUACUAAAGCCAUUGCGAUAACGUUCAAGCGCCACAUGGGCACGGUGGUCUUCGGUUCUUUCAUUCUCACUAUUGUUCAAAUUAUUAAAAGUGCAAUUCAAAGUCUAACUAAAAAUGAUAAGUUUGCUUGUUUAGUCGAAUUUUGUCUUGAUCAGAUGGAAGCUUUCUUGAAAUUUUUAUCUAGGAAUGCCUAUAUUGUAACUGCAAUUCAUGGACAAGCUUUUUUGCGAUCUGGCAAAAGAGCUGCUAGAUUAAUAAUGCAAAACAUCAGGGAUAUUAUCGCAAUUAACUACAUUGGAGAUUUAAUUAUUGGGAUGGCGGUCCUGUUGGUGAUGAUCCUUUCACUGCUAGUUUGUUGGUUAAUCUUAUUUAUGUUCCCUGAAGAAACGCCGGAAGUCGGCCACCUUUUUACGUACUUAAUUGUCGGAAUUGUUUCUCUUUUUGUGGGAGCUAUUACCUUUGGAGUAUAUGAGACAACUAUGGAAACCUUGUUUAUAUGCUACUGUGAGGAUCUAUUGAUAAACAACGGAAUGGAAAAACCCUUCUUUAUGUCCAGGAAUCUUAUGGAGUUCGUAGAGGAAUCCAAAAAGGUUUAUAGAAGCAAGAAAAACACCAAUAAUAUUUAAACCAUUUUUUUUCCUUUACUCCUUUCAAUGUAAAUUUGAGAUCUUUUGGUUUCAGUUAAAACUGGUUUUUAACCAGUUUAUUUACCUUAUUUUCGUUGGCUACUUAUAAAUUAAAGAAUGUGCUAUAGCAUAAAAGAAACCUAAGGGACUAUAAUGACUGUGGUUUUUUACCAAGUUGACAAUAGAUAGGUUUAUAUAAGUUAGGAGAGAGGUUGUUUUUUGCAUAAUAUUAUAUCAAUAUAUUAUAUAAGUACGUGUUUCAUGGCCAUUUUUAUACUAUGUAUUUAGUUCAUAGUAUGUUAUUAGAUUAAGUAUAUUUAGUUUUAUUACAGUUGUGUAUAAAAAAUGUUUAGUUUUGUCUGUUUGCUUUUGUUUAUUGUACACUACUGAAUUGAUAUUUUUUGAGUUUUUUGUUUAUUACAAAGAUUAAUAACUAUUAUCCGCAUAUAUAAAUUUACCAAAAAAUACAAUAAACAAAGGCAUUGAUAAUUUAUUGAAUAUUUUAUUCUAAUUUAUGAAUUUCUAUAGUUUUUUAUAUCUGGUAAUAAAUAAUUCCGUUAUAAAAAAAGUGUUUUUUCGAAUAAAUAGAUCUUGUCUUUGUAUUUUUUUAAUAUUGAUAUUUC